Messenger RNA from Drechmeria coniospora, 828 nucleotides. RefSeq lists its product as uncharacterized. The transcript has 2 exons. Gene Ontology annotation, molecular function: glutathione disulfide oxidoreductase activity. Gene Ontology annotation, cellular component: Golgi lumen; cis-Golgi network; cytoplasm. Bases 1 to 828 code for a protein of 275 amino acids. Gene Ontology annotation, biological process: cellular response to oxidative stress. The record is from RefSeq and is a predicted model, not a curated record. NCBI's taxonomy places the organism in Eukaryota, Fungi, Ascomycota, Sordariomycetes, Hypocreales, Ophiocordycipitaceae.
AUGCCUUCCCCUCGACGCCUGCGCCUCCUCAUGCUCGCCGCCGCCCUCGCCGUCUUCCUCAUCAUCUACUACUCCUCCGGCCUCGACUCGGGCAGCAGGGAUGCCAGCUUCUAUCACAAGACGGUCAAAGGCAUGAACAAGGCGAAAGAAGCUCGAGGGCAAGUCGUCGUCGACGCCAAAACGGGCGCCAAGGCGGGCCAUAUCCCCGCCGACAAGGACGCCGACGGCGACGUCGAUGCCGACGACGACGAGGUCGCCGCCCAGACGAGGGAGCGGCUCAAGCAGGCAGAGAAGAAGGCCAAGGAUAACGCAAACGAGAAAGCGCUGCGGCCUGAUCCCCCGAGCGAGGUCGUCGGCAAGGGCAAUUCGGCCGAGGGGCAGGUGAAGAAGCGAAAGGGCGACGCCGACGCCAAUGCCAAAUCCAAGGCGGUGCCGGAGAAGAGCAAGGAGGAGCACGAUGCCGAGUUGGAGCUGAACAAUAUUCUCCAGCAGGCGCCAGUCGUCAUCUUCUCCAAGUCGUACUGCCCCUUCUCCAAGCGCGCCAAGGGCGUCCUCCUCGAAAAAUAUACCAUUAAUCCGCCCCCCCACGUUGUCGAGCUCGACGAGCACCCGCUUGGCCGAGCGAUCCAGAAUCAGCUCUUCGAGAUGACGGGCCGCAGGACGGUGCCCAACGUCAUGAUCAACGGGGUGAGCAUAGGCGGCGGCGACGACAUUGUUCAGCUCGACGACGCCGAUACGCUCGCGGCCAAGAUCCGCGAGCUCGGCAGCGACCGCGUCUCGGCCGCCGAGCGCUUCGUCGCGGCCAACGCCCACGCCGCUGGUGCAUAA